Messenger RNA from Anopheles nili, 1595 nucleotides. RefSeq names its product clavesin-1 (gene Cralbp). NCBI's taxonomy places the organism in Eukaryota, Metazoa, Arthropoda, Insecta, Diptera, Culicidae. Gene Ontology annotation, molecular function: phosphatidylinositol bisphosphate binding. The record is from RefSeq and is a predicted model, not a curated record. The coding region runs from base 83 to 1099 and encodes 338 amino acids. Gene Ontology annotation, cellular component: membrane. The transcript is spliced from 3 exons.
GCCCAAAUAACAAUUUCUAUCUAUUUCCCAGUAUCUUUCUUUCCGGCAGUUGAUCAUCGCACACACAACAACCAAAGCAAACAUGACGACUACGCGCGUUAUAUUGAACUUCCCGUGGACCAGCAGCGACAAGCUGAAGGGUGACUUCUUCCAGGACACUGGCGUCACAGACGCGGUCAUGAAGAUAGCCCGCAAGGAGCUCCGGGAGGAUAAGGCGAUCCGCGAGCAAUCGCUCGAACAGCUACGCGAUUGGCUGCAGAAAAACGGUGACGUGGAGAACGUGCGUACUGAGGACCUGUUUCUGUUGCGCUUCCUGCGCACCAAGAAGUUCAGCGUCCCAAUGGCGCAGCAGAUGAUACUUAAGUAUCUGAACUUCCGCAAGGUGUUCACGCAUCUGAUCCACACGCUCGACUAUUCGUCACCCAGCGUGCAGAAGCUGCUCGAUGGAGGUUAUCUGUUUCCUUCGCCUAUCCGAGACAAGCACGGUCGCCGCGUCAUCGUUGGAUUCGCAAAUCACUUCAACCCGGCCGAACACACGAGCUCCGAUAUGGCGCGGUUGCAUUUCAUCACGUACGAAACGCUGAUGGAAGACCCGGAGAAUCAGAUCUGCGGACUUGUGCACAUUGGCGACUUCAAAGGGAUCUCGACGUCGCACAUCGCCUGCUGGAACCCGACCGAUUUCCUGCGCAUCAUGAAGUGGGGUGAACAGUCGAUCCCGAUGCGAAACAAGGAGGUUCACUUGGUGAAUGUCCCGUCCACGGUGAAGUACAUCAUCGAGGCCGGCAAGUCGAUGGUCAGCAAGAAGAUGAAGGAACGGCUACAGGUUCACGUGACAGUGGCAGAUCUUUGCCGGAAGGUUGAUCCAGCCUGCCUACCGAAGGAGAUGGGCGGCACAAUGCCAAUGGCUGAGAUGAUCGAAAUCUGGAAGAUGGAGCUGGCGGCCAAACGGAACCUUGUACUCUCCUCAGCAAAGAUGCGCAUCCUGAGCGAUCGUGGCAUUGUCUCGCGAAACGGCACGGACCGAAACAACAACUCCAACGCCACUACACUCGGUAUGGAGACGAUCACUGGAAGCUUCCGCAAGCUGGAGGUUGAUUAGAACCACCGAUAGGAACGUUACCGACAGGGUGUUAGUGAAUAAUCGUGAAUGUAUACAUAUGUGUGAUAGCAUCUUACCUUUUUUCCCCCGUACCGCGUGGCGUCGGUGGUUCUUCGCGGAAGGACAAUCAAAAAACGAUGUAAAAAUGUCGAAGCCUCGACGGUACGUAGCUCUUAGGUGAUGAUCCAGUAAUUAAGACGACAGGGUUUAGAUUAGCGUUACACGCAUCGUUAUAUUACUGUUUGUGUACGAGUUUGUCUUUGUUUGUUUUCCCUCCCCGCUUUCCUGGUUUUGUAUAAUGAUUUUGUUUUCCUUGGACUAACUCCAUUCCCGAUGAGAUUUGGAUGAACCGCGCCUCGGAUGAGGUCGCGUGUGCGUCUAAUGAAAUAAUACUUUAAGACUACGUUUACAUGACGGGAACUCGGACGAGAUUUGGAGAUCGCUACGGGCAGGAAGCUGUAAGCAUUGCCAAUAAACCGUUCCGGUCGUGUCUAUG